AUGGAAAAGCAGGAAGUGUCACAAGAGAGGAAGCUGAAUGCCUUGCUGGAAAAAGGCCUGGAACAAUCGGCACCCAGCUUCGAGGUCAGAAACAUGUCUUCCUACAAGCUAAGUACUGCGGAAGAGAAAGUUCUAGGUCGAGGCCUUAACUUUAACCAAGGCAAGCAACCGGACACCCGGAAGGUCGUGUGCGCGGUCGAAGGUGCGAUAGGCCUUGUUGAAAAAGAUAUGCAAGACGAAAUCCGCACAAGAGCAAUAGGUAUACUCUCGAGGAUUCGAAAGUCUGGCGCUCAGCAAGCUCUAUCGGAAGACGAGCGAAAAGCGGUCAAGGCCUUACGCCAAAACAAGAGGAUUGCCGUUCUCCCUGCCGACAAGGGUAACGUCACGGUGGUGCUCGACCGUUCGGCAUACCAGUCGAAAAUGGAGAAGAUACUUGAGGAAACCACGACGUACGCCCAGGUUAACAAGGAUCCGACCCCAAAAGUUCAAACAUGUUUGCAAAAGCUUCUAUCGGACAUCUUCCUGGGACGUCCGGCGUCAGAGAAGAGGCUAUACUAUCAACUUCUCUGCACGAAUGGUUCUGCUCCCGCCAUCUACGGAUUGCCAAAAAUCCACAAGAACGAGACGCCUCUUAGGCCCAUCGUCGACUUCACGAGGUCGCCCCUGAACCGCCUCUCAAGGUACCUUCAUAGGAUCCUAGCUCCCCUCGCAGGCAAGACGGAAACUCACCUCCGGAACACAAGCGACUUCAUAAGUAAGGUGAAAGGCAUCAGCGUGGAUGAAGACGAAGUAAUCGUGUCGUUCGACGUAUGCUCCCUGUUCACAAGCAUUCCGGUCGAUCUUGCCGUAGAAACCUCGAGACGCUUGCUCCACGGCAACCCGACUUUGCAAUAUCGCACAUCGUUGGACGUCACUGAGCUCUGCGCCUUAUUACGGUUUUGCUUGUCCAACACGUACUUCUCGUACAAUGGCGCAUUCUACAAGCAAGUUUUUGGUACCGCUAUGGGAGCAUCCAUUUCAGUCACGACGGCAAACUUAACCAUGGAAGCACUUGAAGCCAGGGCCUUGGAGUCAUUUCAGCCCAGACCAAAAGUCUUCUUGAGAUACGUUGAUGAUUGCUUCUGCGUCAUAGACAAGAAGGACAUGCAACGUUUCCUUGACUGCCUAAAUAGCGUCGAGUCGUCCAUCAAGUUUACGGUGGAAGAAGAAAAAGACGGUUGCCUGCCUUUCUUGGACACACUGGUAAAACGUACUCCCACCGGCCUCAGCUUCAGCGUGUACCGAAAGCCAACUCACUCUGGCAGAUACCUCGGCUUCGAGUCGGUUCAUCCGAUGGUCCACAAACGCUCAGUGGUCCGUUCUUUAGUUGAACGGGCCUCUCGCACCUGUUCCGAUACAAGCAGCCUGCAAGAGGAGCUUGAGAUCAUUGAAUCCGAACUAACGAGGAAUGGGUACCCCAGGCAUUUUAUUCGGAAGACGGCAAAAUCCCUGAUGAAGAAUAAGCCUACAGAAACACAAGCCACGGAUGCUGAAGCCCCAAGAAAAAAGCGCGCCGCUGUCCCGUACAUUCGAGGGGUGAGCGAAGCUCUAGCGCGUGUCUUUCGGAAACACGGCGUACAGAUCGCGCAUGUGCCUGCGAGCAAACUCAAAGGUGACCUGAUGAACGUGAAGGAUCCUCUCCCUCGGGAACGUUUCCCUGGCGUUGUUUACAAGAUUCCGUGCGCCGAUUGUGAAUCUGUGUAUAUCGGUGAAAGCGGAAAUUUCUGCAGGCGCCUCAAGCAGCACAAGAAUGACGUCGCCAAAGGCCACACAGUGACAAAUGCCCUCGCAGAGCACGCCGAGAAGACGGGCCACGCGAUAAACUGGGACAACGCGCGCAUCUUGGCCAUAGAGAAGAACAUGACAACAAGGCUCAAUCUUGAAUCGCUAAUAAUUCAAACGACAAGUCAUACUAUUAACAGAUCAUCUGGCACUUUAAAUCACGUGUACUCCCGGACUUUGCGUCAUGCGCUCAACACUACUUAA
Messenger RNA from Dermacentor silvarum, 2025 nucleotides. RefSeq lists its product as uncharacterized. The transcript has a single exon. Lineage: Eukaryota; Metazoa; Arthropoda; Arachnida; Ixodida; Ixodidae. Bases 1 to 2025 code for a protein of 674 amino acids. The record is from RefSeq and is a predicted model, not a curated record.